Fusarium vanettenii 77-13-4 is the source of this 823-nucleotide messenger RNA. RefSeq lists its product as uncharacterized. The transcript is spliced from 2 exons. Bases 88 to 504 code for a protein of 138 amino acids. The record is from RefSeq and is a predicted model, not a curated record. Lineage: Eukaryota; Fungi; Ascomycota; Sordariomycetes; Hypocreales; Nectriaceae.
CUCCAAUUCUCCAACCCAUCAAGCCUCAAGCACACAUCAUUAAACAAACCACCGAAACAUAUUCCUUACUAUUAAAUCAUCAACAAAAUGAAGUUCUUCACUGCCGCCGUUCUCUCCGCCGCUGCUGUUUCAGCAAGCCCCGUCUUCACCGUCUCUGACUUUUAUGCCGGCUGCAUCCCACACAGCACUCAGUGCAGCUACUCCUUCGGGGUGAUUCAGCCCGGCACCAUGGAAAAGACACCCGUUCAGUGCGACAUCAUGCUCAGUGCCACCGGCGGCAGCAACCUGCCUGACGUCAAGGAGGGCCCGUGCAAGGAAUCUUCACGGACGUUCAACAUUGUCCGCAGCCGAAGGGGUCUCACCCUCACAGUGUCACAGCCCGUCACUCCUUCCAGCAACCAGACUGGCGAGCACUUUAUUCCCAACAAGCAGAUCGUCACAUCCAAGGAGCCCAAUGCUAUGGUUCAGACCUACAAGGGCCCUAAGAGCUUUGACCUGAACUAAAAGCAGGGAGCGAGAGAGAGCAUGUACGAUAUCAGAUGGAUCUAGGGAUAAAUGAAGGAUGAAUUUAUUAGAGUCUGCAUGAGCAGUACACAACAUUUGACACAAAGACACAUUCAGAGAAUAAAAAGUUGUGAGACAUCAGUUUGUACUUCAACAGCAGGCUACUGGCUCUUGCCACCCUGGCAGACUGGCGGUUCGAAUGGCAAAUGACCACUACCUCUAGCACAGGAAACAGAAGAAAAUGUUUCAUUUAAUAAAAGAAAGGAGAAAAAAAAGGUUAAAUCAGUAGGAUCCCAAAUAACAGCCAAGAAUUGCCAGG